Molecule: messenger RNA, 1629 nt
Organism: Onthophagus taurus
Lineage: Eukaryota; Metazoa; Arthropoda; Insecta; Coleoptera; Scarabaeidae
Product: beta-1,4-glucuronyltransferase 1
Source: RefSeq, a predicted model, not a curated record
CGUGUAACCUUAGCAUUUGAGGCGCAAGCUCAGUACCUUGAAGCCCGCCAAACAUGUGAGAGCAACAACAUCACCUCAAAAAUACAUUUAAAAGAAAACGAGUAACCUCAUCGAAACAUGUGAUAGAUUUUAAAUAAAUACUAAAAGGUGAUGAGAUGCGGCAAAUUCCUCGCGAAAGUCAGAAGCGUUCUGGCCUUAAUCGCUUUUACCACCCUAUUAGUACCAAUAAUUAUUUUAUUAAAUCGUCGACCGUCGAUUUUAACAAGAAAUUAUCAACAAAUUAAUUUUCAAAUAACUACCAGAAUACCGGGAAGUUUUUUAAAAAAUUAUCCUGUUUCAAAUCAAAGUUUUUGUAAAUUUAAUUAUGGUUUACCAGAAAAGUUUAAUUAUAAGAAAGAAGAUAUUAAAUUUGGUGCUGAAUUAGGUGAAAAAGGUGCGUAUAGAGUGGUUUAUAAUGUGAUUGAUGCAAGAAAAAGUAGUUUGCUUACCGUUCCCUUGACGUAUGCCUCUCACGCCAGCAUUGAAUUUGUAAACUACAUCUCAGAAAUUGCAAUAAAAUGGGACGGCCCCAUAAGUUUGGCGAUGUUUGUACCAGACGCCGACGCCGAAAUCGCCAUCAACCAGUUGGUAACAUUAUGUCAAUGUCUUCCAGACAUGUCGAGAGUGUCAGUUCAUUUUAUCUUCCCCUUGAAACAUCCUCCAUAUAUUCCAUCAUUAUCAUCUUCUUCCAAAAAUACUUUUACACCAAUAACUUCUUGUUCCCUUAAAGACACCUCAACUCAAAUAACUUUUCGCUCAAGAAAUCAGCUUCCAUAUCCAGUUAACGUAUGUAGAAAUUCCGCAAAACUCGCAGCAAAAACUCAAUUCAUUUUGGUUAGCGAUGUUGAAUUGAUACCAAGUGACCAGCUUGCAACAAAAUUCUUCCUUAUGGUCAACCAAUUGAAAGAGAAAAAACGCGUCGAGAAUCCGUCCGCCGUUUAUGUCGUUCCAGUCUUCGAAAUUGAACGAUACGAAAAGAUUCCUGGGAGUAAAAGUGAAUUAUUGGAAUUGAUUAAGGAUGAAAAAGCCGUUUAUUUUCAUAGACAUAUUUGUUUUCAUUGCCAAAAAUUUCCUGGGUUACAACAUUGGUUACAAAAUGAUCCUGGUGAUAUUAUAAAACCAUUAACAGUUACUAAAAGAGAAUAUCCUCUUCAUAGAUGGGAACCUAUUUAUAUAGGUCGUAAAACGGAUCCUUUAUAUAGUGAAGCUUUAUCUUGGGAAGGAAAACAAGAUAAAAUGACACAGAUGUUGGAAAUGUGCCUUAUCGGAUAUAAAUUUGUGAUUUUGGACGGCGCGUUUUUAGUCCAUUGGCCAGGUAUCAAAAGGAAGUCAAUCGAAAUGAAAUUGCGCAAUAAAUGGCGCUCCCCUUAUCUAUUGCAGAAUUCAAGACAAUACAGCGUCAUUAUUAAUGAAUUGUUCAACAAGCACAAGAAAACGAAAAACACAAAAUGUUGAAACUAAUAAUAAAACAUAACGCUUUAAAUAAUAAUUAAUAAGUAAUAGUAGCAAAUAAGUAGUAGCCGCAUUUUACGGUUUGCCUAAAAUAAAAACGUCAAUUUUUCAAAAAAGUUAAAUCAAUUUUUGAGUAAA